AUGAGUUCCGGCGGUCCUUUGGUGGCUCUACCACCUGUCGCCUCGCGACGUGGUGGACAAGGCUUCGUGGUAGAGUCUUCAAUUCCAACGCGCAACCCCGCAUCAGAAAAGUGCGUAGAUGCAUCGUCAACGCCAACGCCAUCAUUAUCUCAUCCAGGAAAUGAAAUACCGCCAGAGGAAGAGAAAAAGGCCCUGUGGUUAUCUGCCCCAUCAAGCCAUCUCUUCCUUCCUCAAACAUCAUACGGGAAUUCCCCAGCAGCGAAGCUAAAAGUAUUCGUAAUUCGCACAUCAUCACUCGGACUAUCUUCACUAUAUAUUGUUGUGACCUCUUUUAUGGCAACAAUCAACACAGUGGCUGGGUUAUUUAAAUAUUCCCUACGACGCCUGAUUCUCCAAAAUCCGGAUGCUGACAGACCCUUCUAUGAUGAGGAAAAGAGGCGGCGAAAAAGGCGAAUUGAGGAAGAGCAUACCUGGAAGAGGAUGGGAAAAGACGACGUCGAGAACCAGGCUGGACUUGAAUUCCCGCCAACAGAAGGAGGACCUGAUCCAGUCGUGAACGAUGCGGGGUACUAUGCACGGAGAGUCGGACUCGAUGUUGAAUGCUUCAAAGUCCAGACAGAGGACGGCUAUAUCCUCGAGCUCUGGCACGUCUACAACCCAAGGGAAUACGAGCCCAUGACCGAAGACCAGAGAGGCCCAAGAGGACCCGGGGUUUUCACCAGCGCAGGACCAUCUCGCCCACUCGAUGCAUCCCAAAAGCCCAAAUUCCCAAUACUUAUGCUCCAUGGAUUAAUGCAAUCCAUCGGCACAUUCUGCUCCAACGACGAUGAUUCUCUAGCCUUCUACCUGUGCAAAGCAGGCUACGAUGUUUGGCUGGGCAACAAUCGUUGCGGUUCAGGCGCCGAACACAUAUCCCUCAAAGCUUCCGACCCACGCUUAUGGGCCUGGUCUCCGCGUGAAAUGGGCGUAUAUGAUCUCCCAGCGUUCACCUCCCGCGUCCUCUCCGAGACGGGGUUCGAAAAAUUGGGUCUCGUUGGCCACUCGCAAGGUACAACACAAACCUUUAUCGCAUUAUCCAAAGAGCAGCGUCCAGACCUGGGUGACAAGUUCACCAGUUUCUGUGCUCUCGCUCCCGCCGUCUACGGUGGCCCCUGGCUCGAUAAAUGGUAUCUAAAAUUCAUCAACAGACUAUCUCUCCCUCUCUACCACAUGGUAUUUGGUGUCCACUCCUUCAUCCCGAUCAUGAUGACGAUGAAAGGCAUUAUCCCCGGCCGUUUGUACGGCGCUAUGGGAUACCACAUGUUUAAUUAUCUAUUCUCCUGGUCAGAUAGACGCUGGGAUAGGGGAUUGCGGAAUCGCAUGUUCCAGUGCUCCCCCGUGCAUGUCAGUGCCCAAUGCAUGCACUGGUGGUUAGGGCGCGAUGGCUUCGCAACGAAUAGGUGUAUUCUUGAAACCCCCGAGGAGGAGCGUAUUGCUGAUGACAUGGCGGCGAUUGAUUUUUCCCUCGGUGCAACGAAUAAUUCACCCCCAAAGCCUUUGUCUAUAGAACAAACAUGUUGGUACGAUUCCCGCAUGCCCCCCCUCGCCCUUUGGGUCUCGGGAGCAGACGCCCUAGUCGACGGAAGAAAACUCGUCCGUCGAUUUAAGAAUGGGAGGGAACCAUUUGUCCGAGUCGUGCACCAGAAGGUUAUCGAGGAGUAUGAGCAUCUGGAUGUAGUAUGGGCUAUGGAUGUUAUUGAGCAGGUGGGCAGGGAGGUUAGGGAUGUGCUGUGGAUCACCUGUGAUGUUAAGGAUCGGGUGAGGACACCGAGGGGAUGUGAGGAAGUUGUUGUUUAG
Molecule: messenger RNA, 1836 nt
Organism: Venustampulla echinocandica
Lineage: Eukaryota; Fungi; Ascomycota; Leotiomycetes; Helotiales; Pleuroascaceae
Exons: 1
Coding region: 1-1836 (611 amino acids)
Biological process (GO): lipid metabolic process
Source: RefSeq, a predicted model, not a curated record